AUGAAGAUGUCUAACACUAUAGAACGUCAUACGUUUAAGGUGUUUAAUCAGGACUUUACGGUAGACAAGAGGUUCCAGUUAAUAAAAGAAAUUGGGUAUGGUGCGUAUGGUAUUGUAUGCUCUGCGAGGUUUAUGGAAUCCGUUGAGGAUACGACGGUUGCAAUAAAGAAGGUUACUAAUGUUUUUUCGAAGACGUUGUUAUGCAAGAGGUCAUUGCGGGAGUUGAAGUUGUUAAGACAUUUCCGUGGGCAUAAGAACAUUACAUGCCUGUAUGAUAUGGAUAUUGUUUUGCAAGCAGAUGGGACGUUUAAUGGGUUAUAUCUCUAUGAGGAGCUUAUGGAGUGUGACAUGCAUCAGAUUAUUAAGUCUGGGCAACCGUUGACUGAUGCGCACCAUCAGAGUUUUGUAUAUCAAAUUCUUUGUGGGCUGAAAUAUAUUCAUUCUGCAGAUGUUUUACACAGGGACUUGAAACCUGGGAAUUUGCUUGUGAAUGCAGAUUGUCAGUUGAAGAUUUGCGAUUUUGGUCUGGCGCGAGGUUAUAGUGAGAAUCCUGUAGAGAAUAACCAGUUUUUAACGGAAUAUGUUGCAACAAGAUGGUACCGUGCACCUGAGAUUAUGUUAAGUUAUCAGGGCUAUACAAGAGCUAUAGAUGUUUGGUCAUGUGGAUGUGUCCUAGCAGAACUUUUAGGGGGCAAACCGAUCUUUAAGGGUAAGGACUAUGUAGAUCAACUGAACAGAAUUUUACAAGUUUUAGGCACUCCGCCGGAGGAAACUUUGAAACGAAUUGGUUCUAAGAAUGUGCAAGAUUAUAUUCACCAGUUGGGAUUUAUUCCGAAGGUGCCAUUUCACAAGUUGUACCCUAAUGCUAACCCACAGGCGGCAGAUUUGUUGGAACGUAUGCUCGCUUUUGACCCAAAGACGAGGAUUACCGUCGACGAGGCAUUAGAACACCCCUAUUUGUCUAUCUGGCACGACCCUAGUGAUGAGCCAGUAUGUAACAAAAAGUUUGAUUUCGGCUUUGAAAGUGUAAACGAAAUGGAGCAAUUGAAACAAAUGGUUAUAGAAGAGGUCAACGACUUUAGGAUGUUCGUUAGACAGCCUAUAUUGGAUAGUUCUCCUGCUGAUCAGCAACCAAGCGCUUCUCAACAAGGUAUUCAACAAAUACCGAUGGAAAAUUCAAUUUCCGAUAAUAGUAAAUCGUUUGACGACCAAGAUUUUGCUCAACAGAUGAUUUCUUCACAAUCACCCACAUUAAUUCACGACUCAUUCAUUGGAAUUCAUUCAGAAAACCUGCCCGAGCAUAACACAGACUUCCCACCAAGGCCUCAAGAGAACAUGUUGGCAUCGCCUAUGGGUUUUUCAGGUGGUAAUGGUAAUCAUAGCGGCACUGAAUUCGGCGACUUUUUGGAUCUGGAAAGGGAAUUAGAAUUCGGUUUGGAUAGAAAAAUUUGA
Molecule: messenger RNA, 1452 nt
Organism: Eremothecium cymbalariae DBVPG#7215
Lineage: Eukaryota; Fungi; Ascomycota; Saccharomycetes; Saccharomycetales; Saccharomycetaceae
Gene: KDX1
Product: putative protein kinase KDX1
Exons: 1
Coding region: 1-1452 (483 amino acids)
Biological process (GO): intracellular signal transduction; protein phosphorylation
Cellular component (GO): nucleus; cytoplasm
Molecular function (GO): ATP binding; MAP kinase activity
Source: RefSeq, a predicted model, not a curated record